Molecule: messenger RNA, 8335 nt
Organism: Vidua macroura (Pin-tailed whydah)
Lineage: Eukaryota; Metazoa; Chordata; Aves; Passeriformes; Viduidae
Gene: ITGB8
Product: integrin subunit beta 8
Exons: 14
Coding region: 459-2765 (768 amino acids)
Biological process (GO): integrin-mediated signaling pathway; cell adhesion mediated by integrin; cell migration
Cellular component (GO): integrin complex; cell surface; focal adhesion
Molecular function (GO): integrin binding
Source: RefSeq, a predicted model, not a curated record
CCUGCCCCCGGCGGGGGCGGGCAGGGGGCGGCCGUCCCCGCCCCCCCCGGCAGCCGCCCUCUUCGCCCGAGGGAGGUGCGGAGCUGCCGCCGCCGCUCCCCGCGCGGUGCCAGGAGCCUCCCCGCGCCCCCCAGGCAGGGCGGGCGGCGAGGCGCCCCUGGCACGCCGGGCUGGAAGCGAAUGGAGGGAGCAAAGCUCCGCGCUCGGCCGGGGCCUCUCUACCGCCGGGGGGGGGCCGGUCCUGGCGGGACGCGGAGGCGCGGCAGGCGCUGCCCCCGAGAUGCGGCGGCCCCCUCCCGCCCCUCCGAGCUCCCUACCUGUGCCGGGCCCGCCGCUGCCCCUCCCCCGGCCCCGCCGCCGCCGCCGCCCCCGCGGGGGCCGGGACUGAGCGCGCCGCGGCGCCGAGACACGGCCCCGAGAAGAGGGCGAGGGAGCGGGAGCAGUGCCGGCUGCGGCGCAUGAUGUGGGUGCCGCUGCUGGCGUGCCUCACCGCGGGGAUCGUCUCCGUGCCCAGGUGCCAGCGCGGCCCCGGAGCCUUCCUCGGGGCGGCCCGGCUGCUGGCGGCCGUGCCGGGACUCUGCCAGCGCCCGGAAAACAGAUGUGCCACUUCAAAUGCAGUAACAUGCACAAAGUGUCUUGCUUUGGGUCCAGAGUGUGGAUGGUGUGCUCAAGAGGAUUUCAUGGCUGGCACAACACAGAAGGGACGCUGUGACACUGUUUUCAACUUAAUGAAAAGAGGCUGCCAAUCAGAUUUGGUUGAAAACCCCACGGUUCAUGUCACAAUACCUAGUGACCAUGAAACAAAUACACAAGUGACACCAGGAAAAGUUUCAGUCCAGCUGCGUCCAGGAAGUGAAGCAAACUUUAUGUUAAAAGUUCGUCCUUUAGAGAAAUACCCUGUGGAUCUUUACUAUUUAGUUGAUGUCUCAGCCUCUAUGCACAACAAUAUAGAAAAGUUAAAUUCUGUUGGAUUUGCUUUAUCUAAAAAGAUGGAGAAUAUUUCUCUUGAUUUUCGACUUGGAUUUGGAUCCUAUGUGGAUAAAACUGUGUCACCAUAUAUUAGCAUUCAUCCAGGUAGAAUCCAUAACCAGUGCAGUGACUACAAUUUAGAUUGUAUGCCUCCUCAUGGUUAUAUUCAUGUGCUAUCCCUGACUGACAAUAUAGCAGAAUUCAGAAAUGCAGUGAAUAAACAAAAAAUUUCUGGGAAUAUUGAUACACCUGAAGGGGGUUUUGAUGCGAUGCUCCAAGCAGCUGUGUGCCAGAGCCAUAUUGGAUGGCGUAAAGAAGCAAAGCGACUGCUUCUUGUGAUGACAGAUCAAACUUCCCAUCUGGCUCUUGAUAGUAAAUUAGCAGGAAUUGUAAUUCCCCAUGAUGGAAACUGUCACUUGAAAGAUAAUGUGUACAUCAAAGCUACGAGUAUGGAGCAUCCAUCUCUUGGGCAGCUCUCUGAAAAAUUGAUUGACAAUAACAUCAAUGUUAUUUUUGCUGUUCAAGGAAGCCAGUUUCAUUGGUAUAAAGAUCUGUUACCUCUCUUGCCUGGUACUGUUGCAAGACAAAUAGAAUCCCAAGCAGCAAAUCUCAAUGAUUUGGUGGUAGAAGCCUAUCAGAAACUAAUCUCUGAAGUGAAAAUUCAAGUGGAUAACCAGAUCCAAGAUCUUCAUUUCAAUAUCACUGCAAUCUGUCCUGAUGGAAGUAAAAAAACUGGCAUGGAAGGAUGUAAAAAUGUGGGAUAUAAUAAAGAAGUACUUUUCAAUGUAUCAGUUACAAUGAAAGGAUGUCAUACAACUGGAGGAAGAAAAUAUGCCAUACUUAAGCCUAUUGGUUUCAAUGAAACUGCCAUUGUCAAUGUGCAGCAAAGCUGUGCCUGCCAGUAUGGAGACAGCACAGGGCACAAACGAGUGUGGGCUGAUGAAACUUCUCCUGACAGCAAACAGUCCCAGUGCAGUGACAAUAACUGUAGCUCUAACAGAGACACGCUUCCCUCAGAGAAGUGCAGACAACACCAGGACCAACCCAUCUGCAGUGGUCAAGGAAAUUGCAUAGAUGGAAAAUGUUUCUGCUACAAAAACAAGCUAGGCAAGGUGUAUGGCAAGUACUGUGAAAUGGAUGAUUUUUCCUGCCCGUAUCACCAGGGAAACUUAUGUUCUGGUAAUGGUGAAUGUGAAGGUGGUAAAUGCAAAUGCUUUGCUGGCUGGGAAGGUGAUCGUUGUGAGUGCUCAUCACAAUCAGCAAAGCACUGCCUGAAUUCAAAGGGCCAAAUUUGCAGUGGAAGAGGAAAAUGUGUAUGUGGAAAGUGUGAGUGCACAGAUCCAAGAAGCUUUGGACGUUUCUGUGAAUAUUGCCCUACUUGUAACAAAUCCUGUGAAGAAAACUGGAACUGUGUUCAGUGCUAUCAUUCUAACAAUGCAUCUCAAGUCAUACUUGACCAGUGCACAACCUCAUGCACUUACCUACUGCAUUAUAUUGAUAAUACUUCAGAUUGUUUCUCUGGACGAAACUACUUUAGAGUAUUUUCCAUAAUUUUUAUAGUUACCUUUCUGAUCGGGUUGCUUGUUGUCCUUAUCAUCAGGCAGAUAAUUCUGCAGGGGAGUAGCAAUAAAGUUAAAUCUUCAUCUGAUUACAGAGUAUCUUCACCAAAGAAGGAUAAGAUGUUUUUGCCUACAGUUUGUACAAGAACAGUAACAUACAGACGUGACAAACCAGAAGAAAUAAAUAUCGACAUCAGCAAGUUGCGAUUAAACGAAACUUUCAAGUGUGAAUUCUGAAGACUGCAAAUGUCUAUUUCCAUCAAGCUCGACUUUUAAGAAACUACCUUUUGUACUCUGUGAGAGUCUUGACUGUUGCCAUAUGGGUUUGUGUUGUGCAUUUUGUUGAAUACUGUAACAAAGUGACAUGUAAACAUAUUCACAUUAUGUGAUUAUGUUUGGAACUAUAGCUGCUGUAUUUUUUUAAAUUUUUUUGAAAGAGAAAUGUGCAUUACUACUGUUCAGAAACAUUAGUGUUGAUGUAGCACUUUAGCAUAUUCUAAUUUAUUUAGUUAUGGCCUAGAAUGUAGAUACAAACCGGUCUGACAAAGCACUGAUCUCACUCUACAUGUAGCUAGUACUGAUGUGCUCUGUGGGAAUGGACAAAAGCUGUGAUUGAAGUAUUAACAUUGCUGUAUAUUAUAGCAAUAAAUGAAACUAUUAAAAUGCUCUUAAAUAGAGUAAAUGGUACUUUUAUAGUUCUCUCAGUUGACAGAUUCCACUGAUUUGUCUGCUUAUUCCUUUUAUCUUUUCCUCAUAAAAAUGAUGGGAUUAAAUGAGUAUUUAGUUCCUGGCAUAGGUGUAUGUUUUGUGUGUAUACAUACCCAUAUGCAUGCACACACAAGUAAAUUAUAUAUUUAUAGGGGUUUUUAUAUGGAUGAUGUCACUUAAGGAUAAUUUAUAUCCAAUAAAGAGUAAUUUUAAGCUCUUUUACUUGUUUAAAUAUAAUGCCCCUAUUUUAUGCAAAAUUUAAAGUGUUUGGAAACUGAGUGGCUACAGAAAAUGAGAGUUUCUCUACACAACAGCAUAGUCUACAUGAUAAUCACUGCCAGUAGACUACGCCUUUAAAGUCAGCAGCAUCAAAUCUGUUGCAAAUAGAUAAAUUACACCAGAGCUGUGUUUGGUUUGCUAGCUACAUGUCAGUGUUUUGCCAAAUAAGGAUUUGGAUCUUUUUGUAUGAUGUCAGGCAUAAGUCUGAUUUUACAUGUGCUUUUUUUUUUAUCUCUAUGUAAAUUAGUUGAUGAGAUUAGGUUUUCUAAGUUUUUUUGUAACCACCUCAGUUUUUUGUGGCUGUGCAUUGAGAAAUGUGUCCAGUGUGUGAUGGAGAAAAGAACCUGCAAUUUAGAAGAAAGUGGGGAAAAUAAGAGUUUUUUUCUUAAAUUAAUUGACUUUAUAAAUAUGGAUCAGAUUCUGCCUUCAGGAAUGUGCAAAACUCUUCCAAACAUGAUGGGACCAAUAUAAGCUUAUCUGAGAGCAGAAUGUGACUUACAAAGUAAAGCAGAAGCAUGGUUUUUUUGUUUGUUUUUUUUUUUUAUCCCUGAAACCAGCUAGAGUGGUAGAACACGUGUUAUUGUUAUAUGCUUGUUGGAAGCAUCAGUCUGAUUUACUAACUCUAUGCUGCUGAAACCCUAUGAAAAUCUGAUCAACCUCUAAUGUACUAAAACCUUGCUGGCAAAAAGAAAAAUCAUCUCAAAAGACAGUGUAUAAUUUCACCAACAUUUAUUACUAAUACUAAAUACUGUCACUAUUUGUCAUAGAUAAGAGUUACAGAAACAAAGCAGGAUUUCCUUAUGUGCAGUCUUUAGAAAUUACUAGUAUUUCCCAUUCUGUAUUUCUUCUGUAAAUUCCCACUGAAACCUGUGGACUGUGAGGAUUGAAAGAAAGGCAGGGUGUAGAAAAAUGAUGAGUAUUUUAUAAGUGUUAAGUUUCUUGGGUAAUGGCUGAUGUGGGAUUGAGAAAAAUAAUAUACAGACAAUGGGCCUUUCAUUAGUCAUGAAAGCAUAGGGGUUGUUUUAAAAAAAAAAAAAAAAAAAAACAUGUAAAUUGGACUAUUAAAUGUUUUUAAAGCAGUCUCCAAAGUAGGUCCUGAGCAUUCUACCAUACAGGUUAAAUUAUCUCAUUUAACAAAAAGAGUGUUUCUUUACACUGACCCUGACUUUAGUGUUAGCUUAAUUGUAGAAUCUUAGUUAUAGAUUAAUUCCGUAGUCUACCAACUACACCUUAAACUCUCAUUUUCUUUUAAAGUGUAUAGGACCAUUUUCCUCCUGUGUAAAUGAAAAGAUUUCAAACAAUUGGUUUUUGUGGGAUAAAGAUAAAAGAUUGAUAAAGGUUAACCUGCUGUUACCCUUGUCACAAUUCAUGGCUAUUUGUGAGUGGGAAACAAUCUCUGGUUGUCUAUUUAACUUAAAUUUAAACAAUGCUUAGUGCAGUAUAUCUAAGUAUAUAAAAAGAGGUUAAUUAUGUUCUUUAAACAGUGUGAUAAACCCUAAAAAAAAAAGACUCCUCAGAAUCUAUUUUCACCUCAUAAUGGACUUUAAAGCAUGUACUAAAGCAUUUACUGAACUGAUAGCUAUCUUUUUUACAUUAGAAAUUACUUUUCACUGUUAGAAGGAGUUCAGUUUUGUGGGUAAGGGAUAAUGGAACUGGGUUCUUGGUGGAAAAAAACUUGAGCUGUAAUACCCAUCUUCCAGACACAUCACAUCCUGCUGCUGCUGCUUUUCUUCUGUAGCACUUGGCAUUGGACUGCUGCCUGUGAAGGCCCAUGGCCAGUAUUUCCUUAUCAGACACCUGCCUGAAUGUUUAAAAUGCUCUGAUCAAAUAGAGCAUGGUCACAGGACAAAUUGCACUGUAAGCUGCUUGCUGUCCCGGGAUUAAAAAAAAUGUAUAUAAAUUAACAACAACAACAACAACAACAACAAAAAAAAAAAAAAAAAAAAAAAAAAAAAAAAAAAAAAAAAGAAAAGAAAAAAGGAAAAAGAAAAGAAAAAAGGAAAAAAGCUUUCUUGCAUCUCCCUUAUGGUUUUGCUGUAUUGUGGAAGAGGCUGGUGAAAGAGAAUAAGCUGCUGCUAAUGUGACAGGUCAAGGCUUUUAGAAGGCCCGUGGGGAGCUUAUACAGAGCAGGCUUCUUGGGAGGAGGCUUUGUUUCUAGGGAUGGAAUCUAUCCAUGAGAAACUCUGGCUUUGCUUGGUACUUGUUUCCCUCUGCCUUUGACCAUGUUUUUCAGAAGAACUGCUGCAGGAGAUGAAUAGCUCAACAAAAGCCUCACUAUUUAGGGAGCUGUGUUCCCUCAGCACAUGACCUUAAAUGAGAAAGCAGCCUUUAAUUCACAAGGAAUUUCUUCAGUGAUUGCAGAAGGACUGUGCUUCUUAUAGUGCUUAAUAUGGGAGAUAUUAAAGACAAAUUAGUUCAUAUUAGUUUUCAAUGUAUUGUACGUCAAAGAUGCUCAUAAAAAUAGGGGAAAAAAUAACUAACCUUAGAAUAGAACGUUCCAAAGUUCUCAAAUAACAUUUCUUAUAUUGGGCUUCUUCAAAAAAUUUAGAAAUAAGUCCAAUUUUACUGCAUGCUUAUAUCCAAAAAUAUACCAGCAGAUACUGCUGCAUCUCAUCAUUGGUUUGGGGAAUUGUUUUUAGAUUUGGUCCCACAAAUGAAGCAUGUGCAUGACUUUUCACAGCAUAUUUGUUACUGUUAAAAUCCAUAUGUAUACUUUCAAAUUUUUUAGCCUUUUUAAACCUUUGACCCAUUAUUUGCCUGACACUUCAGAAAUCGCAUGUUUAUGCAAUUAAAAAGUAUGAAUUUUACUUCAGAUUUUUUUACCUAUAAAAUGAAGAAAUGCUAUGAAAUAGUUAUUUCCAAGCAUCAUGACUACACUAAUAAGAUUACUGCAGAAAUGUGUGGGAAAAUAGCUGUUUCAUCCAGAAAACGUGCACAUGGUAUGCAAGGAAUUUUCAUUGUGCCCAGCUGAAAUUCCCUUACAUUUGCAAGGAUGUUAAAAAUGAACCUUAAAAAGGAAGGAUGUUCGUAUGGGCAUAGUUUACAUUUUAACUAUUAUUUACAACUGGAUUUAUUUUUUCCUCUCUAUGAUGUCAUGAAAACCUGAUAUGUAAAGCAUUCUUCUGACUGCAAUGGAAAAAUAUUAUUUUCCCAAACUGAUCAUAUAUAAUAUUUAUUUCCUGCUUAGUGUGCAUGUUUUGCAAACCAUGGGAGUAAAUGUGUGAAACAGCUUCUAGCAACCCUCCAGCCUAAAAUAGACAUAGGUUCUGGUGAUGCCCAGGGCAGAGACAUGCAAGGGCACAGCUGCCUGUGUGGAGACUUCCAGAGGGACAGUGCUGGGGCUCCCCACAGCAUCCCUGCAGAAAUGGUGAUCUGAGAUCUCGCUUCGCCUUUUGUCAGGACAGGAAACCUCUUCAAAGUAGGUUGGCUUGGCAGUGGUGGUGCCCUAGGUUUGCAGCACAGGCUCUUGGCCCCAUACUGGGACUGCAUUGUGUGCAGUCUGAACCCUAAUGCUGCAGGCUUUUUGCAUCUUUACUCAUCAAAAAAUGCCUGCACACGAGCCAGCAAGGGACAGCCUGUACAUGGGGAUUCUGCAGACCUCCAUUAAACCUCCUGGGGAGUGUUUGGGCACCUGCCCGUUGACUUCCCACCAGCCCCUGGAUCUCCACCAGCCAGCCUUAAGGAAUGUAAGCAGUGGCUGUAAAGGGCACUUCUCACGGUGCUGAGUCAGUGCUGGAUGACUCCUACUCUGCCCCGACUGCGAGAGACAUGUGGUGACAAUGUCCUGGCUACCAUUUUGCAACAGAGGGGAAAGCAGAAAUGAAGCAAUAUUUAAGAAAAACACUAAUUUUUAAUUCUGAACUUGAGACUGCUCUGAUGCACAGGUAUCUGUUGGCUCUUACAGAGAAUUGAAAUUCAUGGAGAGGGGGGGAAAAGGUUAAAGUUAACCAGCGGGAAUGCAUCUUUAUUGCAUGCCAAAUCAGUGGGGUUUCACUGAGAGCAAGCCAGCUGAGAAUGGUUGGCCUGUCUGGUAGUGGGGGGAAGAAAAAACCUUAAAUUUCUAGAUUCUUAAGCUUUAGUAAUGCUGUUCUGAAUUGCAUGUUCUCUUUGUUUCCGUUUCUGAACAUGCUUAAAAAAAAAGUGCCUAUUAAAAAAAUUUAAAUGUCUGGCAUUUGUUAAAAUAGUUACUUCUGUCCAAAUUCUAACAUUUCAUCCUGAUAGCUAUAUCAUAUUUGGGCUGUUUCAGUUGUAUUUUGAAGGGAGAUGUUGAAAAAUGAGAGUCUUUUGCAGAGGCAUUAGUGUUGGAUGAAUUCACUGUGCUGACAUCUUCACUCUUACCUACUACUGCUUCAAAAAUAAUGCUACUUUAAAGUGUCUUACUUAGCAACUGUGUGACAGCUAUUAAUAAUACUACAGUUUUAAACUUUCUAUUUAACAUAUACUACCUUUUGUAAAAAAGAAAUAGAGAUAAAUAAUGUGUGUCUAUAUUUUAUGCAUAGAGAAUCUUAGUAAGGGAAGAGGUUUUAAAUUUGAUAACUUCUUACUGCUCAUUUUGCAUUUUAAAUGAUACUUUUAAAUCACUACUUUUGUUCAUCUGGAAAUAUAAUGAAUAUUUUAUUAUUUAAAGUAGCAUACUUUUAUAGCUGUUUUAUUAAUUUCAGUUGACUACUAACUUCUAUUGUGAUAUUUAUUAAUUAGUUACACUGUAGCAUAUUGAGAUGUUUAUUUUUCUAUCAGAGCUGUAACAACUAUGACAUAGCAUUAUUUUAAUGCAUCAUUGUACUUGCUCUCUAAAAAAUAAAAUCAAUAUUUAAUCCACA